Messenger RNA from Parnassius apollo (apollo), 585 nucleotides. Lineage: Eukaryota; Metazoa; Arthropoda; Insecta; Lepidoptera; Papilionidae. The record is from the annotation of a GenBank genome assembly.
AUGAUGGAACUGCGAAAUUCUUUUACUAAGGUGUCAGAGUACGGAGGCGGAGCGCGCGUGGUGUGGGCCAUGUCGGCAGGCGACAGGGAAUCUGAGGCGCAAGCCAAGAAAGGUGAAGAAGGCGCAAACAAUGAGAGGGACAGCCGGGCCGCAGCGGCUCUCAAACGAAACUGGUGCCUGGGGUUGAGAGUUAUUGAAAUGAUAAUCUCCGUGAUCGCGAUUGGUUUGAUCGUGGGCGCUCUGUACUCGCCUCAAGUUGUGCAGUCGGAUCACCGACAUAUCGCUCUUAUAUUUUCAGCGUAUUCAAGCUUCAUUAUCAUCACCGGUGUGCUGGUCAUCGCGAGACUGCUCGGCGAGUCCGCCGGCUGGAGGACAUCAAUCGGCUUCUCUGUUCUGGGCGUCAUUAUGUUCGCAGCUGCGGCCGGAGUUAUUUUCUAUGACUGGCACAAGUCCUACUACGCUAAUCUCCGCCCAAACAAAGAAGCCUACAACCUGCUCAUCUCUUCUGGCGUUUUCUCUGUUUUGAACGCCGCCAUUUUCCUCAUUCAUGCCUUUUUCACUUUUAGAAAAGAAGCAGACUAUUAA